GGAAGUGGCGGAUGAGUUUCGUCCACACCUUUUCCGGUUUUUCAUUCGGCGCUUGAGAGGCGGCUGCCUGCUGGGGCGGACAUAGGACCAAAGCCUAUUAUAGAAUGAGGGACGGCGGGAGGAAUUCACACACAGGAGGUUUGAAAUCGAUGCACAUCGACUUAGGGCGGCCCCGAUGACAGAUGUUGUGGCAGGAAAAAAUUAAAGCUUCUCCGACGGGCCUUUGAAAUCUUCCCCAAGCCCUAGCUGAGAGGACAGAAAAAAGAAGCCGUGAGCCGCCGCGCGUUCACACGCUAAGAGGAAGUGGAAGAAGCAGAGCGAAGGCUGCUCGAGGCCUCAGCCGGAUUUCCGACAGCUCCCAUAUGCCUUUUCUCAGACUGCUUUAACGUCUUAAUUGUCCUAAAGGCGAGGAUUACUGUGUGUUUCAGCUAUCGCAGGUGUCGCAACAGAAGACGGUUCAUUGCCAGUUUAAAAACUGUGGUGCUUCACUUUAUCCAAGGAGACCAUAUAACAUCAGAAGCACACCUUACUGCUGCUAGCUGUGAUCAUUAUGAGUCGUGUGACAGAUUUACGUCCUUUUGUUCACUAGUUCACAUCCUGCUUCUGAAUUGCCAUUUCUAUGGUUUCAGACUGAAGUUUCUUUUAACUUUGCUGCCUUUAUAAACUGCUCCUCUGGGAGUUGACUCAUAGUUCAUGUUGAUUGACCAGCUGGCAUACUUCCAAAGUAACUGGUUCUACUUGGCAAAGUAUACCCAGCAACAAUUCUAUUACACUUUCAGGUAACAUUGCCUGUUGAACAUAUUUUUUUGGUUAGGGUGAAGGAUAUUUAUGAACUAUUUAAAAGAUGGGGAAGAUGCUGUCAAAGAUAUUCGGUAACAAGGAGAUGAGGAUAUUGAUGUUGGGCCUGGAUGCAGCAGGCAAAACCACUAUCCUUUACAAACUGAAACUGGGCCAGUCGGUGACCACGAUUCCUACGGUGGGCUUCAACGUGGAGACGGUGACCUACAAGAAUGUCAAGUUCAACGUGUGGGAUGUCGGAGGCCAGGACAAGAUCCGCCCACUGUGGCGCCACUACUAUACAGGCACGCAAGGCUUAAUCUUCGUGGUGGAUUGCGCAGAUAGGGAUCGCAUCGAUGAGGCCCGACAGGAGCUGCACCGCAUCAUCAAUGACCGCGAGAUGCGGGACGCCAUUAUCCUGAUUUUCGCCAACAAACAGGAUCUGCCUGAUGCCAUGAAGCCACAUGAGAUCCAAGAAAAGCUUGGACUCACACGCAUCAGAGACCGCAACUGGUAUGUGCAGCCUUCGUGCGCCACCACAGGUGAUGGACUGUAUGAAGGCUUGACGUGGCUCACCUCUAAUUACAAAUCUUAAUGACCGCUUGCUUUGGCCUGGACUAUUUUAGUUACGAAGGGGGAAAAAAAUCCAAGGAAUAAACUUAACAGUUAUUUCAGUAUGCUCAAAGUUUGAAUUAUAUUUUCAUUUAUUUUUUUGAUUCUUGAAGUGACCCCUUAAUUAAUAAUUUAUAGCUUUGAAUGAGAUUCAGUUUGCUUGCUUUGUAGCUUUCUCUGUUUUGUGGCCUGUGGGUCAUCUCCCUUAAUUAACUGUUGCUUAAAGAGUUUGAUUUUUUUUUCCCCUAAUGCAGAUUCUAUAAUUUUUUUUCUAAAUGAUGUAGGGUUUUCUAUCUCUGAUUCAUUCUUUUUGAUUUAAUUUUUGGUUAAAGCUUGUUCUUUUGGACCCCUUCUGUCUGUUGUCUGUGUUUUUGGAGUCUGUGUGGGGGGAAAAAAUUAAGGUCUGUCUCCUGCAAAUAGUCCAUGGAUGUCGUGUAAUAAGACACCUUUAUUAAUAAGCAAGACGGUUCAGACCAACUAUAGGACAGUUUUACUGACAACGUUGUAACAAACUUAAUAGCUGAUUGUGUGAGCAGUUAAACCCUACCAUUGUCACUGGCAUCACAAGUGUAAAUGACCCCAUGGAACACUUAUUAUAUGCAACUCUAUAAUAUUUACUCUGGAAGGAGCACAUGACGUUCAUAAACUGGUUUAAAAAUUGUAUGUGUCAGUCACAUGGUUCAAAACCCUGAGGUUUGAACCCUGGGGUUUCUUUAUCAUGUAGCCCAAAGGUCAAGUAAAGCAGCUGAAUACUUUUUUGUAAUACAUCAAAUCCUUUUUGUACCACGUAGGCUACUUGCAGUCUACCAGAAUGUCACUUGAAGUCGUACAUCUUCAGACUGUCGGAUUGUUACCUUAUUGCAUUUUCCACCAUAGUGCUUGCAUCAGAGUGAACUGAACUUGCCAUAUAAAUGGGGAAUCUUUCACAUGACUCAUUUUCUCUCAUUGCUUUACUUCAUUGUACAGAGACUAAUUGUAACUGUAACAUCCAAUUAAACUUAGACAUUUUAAAGAUUUUA
Molecule: messenger RNA, 2408 nt
Organism: Neoarius graeffei (lesser salmon catfish)
Lineage: Eukaryota; Metazoa; Chordata; Actinopteri; Siluriformes; Ariidae
Gene: arf6b
Product: ADP-ribosylation factor 6b
Exons: 2
Coding region: 845-1372 (175 amino acids)
Biological process (GO): intracellular protein transport; vesicle-mediated transport
Cellular component (GO): cytoplasm
Molecular function (GO): GTPase activity; GTP binding
Source: RefSeq, a predicted model, not a curated record